CGCACUCUAAAUUGAUUUUAUAAUACCUUCGUGGAUAUUAAUUUAUGGACUUUUUUGAUCGGCCCAAAUGCAUAGAUCACCAAAAUAUCACGAGGCAAUAUGGAUAUAAACAAGAAAAGGAGGGGUAAAAUUGGGAGAUCAAAUAAACGCCUAAAACCCUAGCCAUACCCAGUAGGUUCAUUUCAUCAACCUUUAUAUAACCCAACAUCGCCCCAAAUAUUUCUCAUUCUAUUUUCAAUUUUGAGUUUACCUCUUUCAACUCUGCGUUCAAUCACUCACACAGAGAUGAAGAUAAUCGCUGCUUACUUGCUCGCCGUUCUCGGAGGAAACCCUAGCCCUUCCGCUGAAGAUCUGAAGCAUAUCCUCUCCUCUGUUGGAGCUGAAGCUGAUGAUGAUAUGAUAGCGCUUCUUCUGGCACAAGUUAAGGACAAAGAUAUCACUGAGCUCAUUGCAGCUGGCCGCGAGAAGUUGGCAACUGUUCCUAGCGGUGGUGCCACCAUUGCUGUUGCUGCAUCUGCAGACUCUGGUGGUGCCGCUCCUGCUGCAGAUGAACCCAAGAAAGAGGAGAAAGUUGAGGAGAAUGAGGAAUCCGACGAUGAAAUGUGCUUCAGCCUCUUCGACUAGAGGGUGCUUCUGUGAACUCUGCGGCUUACGUACAUAAUUCCCAGAUAGACGCUCUAAUUUCUGUGCUUUGACUAGUUACUAUUUUCUGUUCAUUUUGUUUCUUGUCAUUGCGCUCUUAACUCAGUAGACGAAAGUUUUAGCGAUUAAAGACGCAUUUCGAUGUAGCCACGAUGGAUAGUUGGUUUAUAUCUUUUUAUCGGUAUGUAUAAAAGUUUUUGUUACUAUGACUGUUAACGACAAUCUUGAGAGACGAAGUUACUUUUUCGCCAGUUGAUUCGGGAUUGUUAAAAUCGUUUAUAUUUGUC
Erythranthe guttata (spotted monkey flower) is the source of this 929-nucleotide messenger RNA. RefSeq names its product large ribosomal subunit protein P2. The record is from RefSeq and is a predicted model, not a curated record. Lineage: Eukaryota; Viridiplantae; Streptophyta; Magnoliopsida; Lamiales; Phrymaceae. Gene Ontology annotation, molecular function: structural constituent of ribosome. Gene Ontology annotation, biological process: cytoplasmic translational elongation. Gene Ontology annotation, cellular component: cytosolic large ribosomal subunit; ribosome.